GCAGCGCGUCUGGCUCUGGCAGAACGGGCAAGGCAGCGGAGGCGCAGGACGUGGGAAGUCCUCGCGUGUUUGCGGGACACGCGUGGCGCUGCGUGGGACUGCGAUCGAACUGCAGAACCUUUGGGGGGAAAAGGAGCCUGGUGAUGCAGCUUCAGCCUUCUCCCUCGCCUUGAUCCCUCUCUCUGUCUGUCUCUUUGACCCACGAUGUACACGAUCACGAGGGGGCCGAGCAAGCUGGUCACCCAGAGGAGGACAGGACCCACGCAGCAAGUGGAGAACAAAGCCUCGGAGCUGAAAUGCCGCCGCCGGGCCCAGCGGCAGCAGGAGGAGAAGCCGCACGAAAGCCCGGCUCCCAAGAUCGUGUUCAGCAGAAUAAAUGGCAAAAAGCCUGCGCUCACCAUCCAGCCCACGUCCAACGUAGAAGAAAGCUACACCGUGGCUCACGAAGAAAACGUUCGCUUUGUAUAUGAAGCCUGGCAACAGGUAGAACAACAGCUGGAUGGCAGCCAGCGAGGAGACAGCAGCCCCGGCCCAGUGCAAUACGCAGAAAAGGCUCCCAGCCCUGAACUGAAAGGUUUUGUGCCUAUAGACUUGGAAGACUGGUGGGCGCAGCAAUUCCUGGCCAAAAUUGAGAACGGCUCCUAGCGAAGGGUCACGGAGAGGCGGAAACAAAGGGGGAAACAAAACAAAUGAUUUUUCAAUCUAAGAAAACGCACACCUGUUCAGGUGAAGAGGAAGGAGAGAGGAACGGGACCGCGGCCGUCCCCAGGCUUGCAUUCGCGGAGGCGCCCUGCUUCUUAUUCCUUCCGCGGGAAGCGCCGGGACCUGAGCAAGGAAGACUCCCCUGGGUGGUCUCCUCCGAAAGAACGGCACGGAAAAAGGGAAGCGGGAAGGGGCUGGCGACCCCCAUCCUUCCCUCACUUGGACCCGGAGCCCAUCGCAGUGGCCCGGAAGGUCAGGACCAGCCUUCGACAAUAAACGUACCCAGUGCUGCCAAUAAAACAAAUUGUGCCUCUG
This is a messenger RNA of Anolis carolinensis (green anole), 1017 nucleotides long. It is a transcript of the gene mcrip2, whose product is annotated as MAPK regulated corepressor interacting protein 2. Lineage: Eukaryota; Metazoa; Chordata; Lepidosauria; Squamata; Anolidae. Bases 205 to 645 code for a protein of 146 amino acids. The transcript is spliced from 5 exons. The record is from RefSeq and is a predicted model, not a curated record.